Messenger RNA from Xiphophorus hellerii (green swordtail), 2839 nucleotides. It is a transcript of the gene hcar2, whose product is annotated as hydroxycarboxylic acid receptor 2-. Gene Ontology annotation, cellular component: plasma membrane. Gene Ontology annotation, molecular function: G protein-coupled receptor activity. Lineage: Eukaryota; Metazoa; Chordata; Actinopteri; Cyprinodontiformes; Poeciliidae. The record is from RefSeq and is a predicted model, not a curated record. The coding region runs from base 102 to 1049 and encodes 315 amino acids. Gene Ontology annotation, biological process: phospholipase C-activating G protein-coupled receptor signaling pathway; positive regulation of Rho protein signal transduction. The transcript has 3 exons.
CAAAGCUCUCACACAUCUCAGUUCAUAGAUUUUAAAUCCAGACAAGACUGCGGUCCUGUUGAAAGAGAGCUUUGUCCUUCUGCCUGAUCCAACCAGCCGACAUGGAGUUCAACGUCUCUGGGCUUUACAUCUCUCAGAGAUCUGCAAAUUUCAGUGGUGAUAUAACCAUCUAUGAGAGCUGCAAAGACAUGCCAGGAGUUCUUAUCUGGUAUUUCAGCCUGCAGUUCACCAACAUGUUCCUGGGCAUCCCGGCCAACAUCACAGUGCUGUGGCUCAUCCACAAGAACAAGAGAGACUCCUCCACCUCGGAUAUUUUCAUUGUUCACCUGGCAGUUCUUGACGUGCUGUUCUGUCUCAUCCCUCCGCUGGAGCUGGCCAGCAUCGUUUUCCUCACCACCAGAAGCACCUGGUACGCCCUGCGCUUCUUCUACGGCAUAAAAGACUUCUCUCCGCUCUUUCUGUCCUGCAUCUGCCUGGACCGUUACAUCGCCGUGAUCCACCCCAUCUUCUUCACCAGGCUGAAGGACCAUCCGUACAGGCCGGCGCUGGCCGUCCUGGUUUGGCUCAUUAUUCUGGCCUACUCUUCAGCUAAAUGUGUUGGAAACAUUGUGCAUUUUGAACUGGUCUUCACAGUGAUGAUCCUCUCAACGUUUGCUUUCAUGGUGUUUUGCAACAUAGUGAUUCUCUGGGCCCUGAAGCAGUCCAGGCCCGGCCAGGACGCAAAGCAUCCGGUGAAGAAGAGAGCCUUCAACAUGGUUCUGAUAAUCCUGGCCAUCAUUGUCUUCAACUACUUCCCUCCUGUUGCACUGCUCCCCUUUCAAGAAUACUUCUCUAAAGACGUAUUUCGCUGCUAUAUACACUAUGUCGCUUUUGGCUUGAUGGACUUAAGCAGCACCAUUCAACCUAUGCUUUAUCUAUCCAAGGAAAAGUUCCCAUGGAGACUCAACUGCUGCAGAACCACAACCAACGAGACACAAACAAAUUCAGUCUCACGGGAGAUUUGGUGCUUAUCCCAGCAGUCACAGAACGUCAGCGAGGGAUUAUUCUGAAGAAACAAGCGGGUUACAGAACACAACGAAGAACAGGAGAGGCAUGCAUUUCCAAUUUGCCUGUGCAAAAACACAAAACAGAACCAUUUUUGAUUGCAAUGACAUAAAUGUGCAACAGUAAAUCACAAGCAAUCAAAACAGUUCCCUGUACUUUGCAAAAAUAUUGAUUCAUCAAUUAUUUCUUUUUAUUGUGUACCAGGAACUCCUUUUAAUCUUUCAAAUUUGUCUUAAACAGUUAUUCUGGCUUUCCUGAGUCUUCUUUGGACUUUAACUGAUUGUUACUCAGUCCAGUAUGACAGGUUCCUAAGACACUCUGCCUUGUUCUAUAAAUCAUUCAGGCAUUUAAACAUUUCUAAACAUAAGGAAUGAAUGUAAAAGUGCAAUUUUUUUAUUGGAUCCUCAGGCGGUUUUGUAAAUUUCAACCCAUCACAAAGGCAGAAUGCUUCAGCUAUUUCUUGUGCUAAAUUUGUAUAAAAAUGAAUAAAGUGGCAAUUUUCCACAGACACAAAUAUGUAGCUUAAAAUAUGUUAGAUAUAGUAAAUAAUCAACUGAAGAAUGAUGCGUCUCUCAGUUUCUGUUUUAAGUUUUUCAAAGAAAAAUGAAAAAUCUGUCAAAGUCCAAAGAAGAACUUCCAAGAGGAAGUGUGGAGAGGCACGUAUCCAUAGAGUCUUCUUUAUGGAAAGAAUAGACGAAGAAUAAUAUAGACUUUUAACAAAUAUCAACAUUCUGUGAUCGAAAAUAUGGAACUAUUUACUGGCUUCCAUUGUUUCAUGAAGAGACUCUAUAAAUGGUUCUUUUAUACUUCAGAUCAAAUACUUCUGAAAUCUUUACACAAUCUCUGAUAUUAUUCUAUAUCUGCUUUUCAACAAAAUAUGUUAUAGGUCAAUACAUGUAAAAAUUUCCAUACUGUAAUUACUAAUAUCAACGUUAACUCAGGAGGAUUUUGGGACUAUUUUUUGACAUGAACAGAAGCAAGGAGAUGCUAAUUUCUGUCAGCAGGAAUGUUGUUAGCUUAGCUCUGUUAUAAAGAAGGACAUGAGUAAAAACAACACAGCUCAAACCAAACCCCCAACUUAUAGUUCCUGUGUAGCACUGCAGCGUAGCUAGCUCAUACAAGACAUAAGAAAAGUGGAAGUGUCGUUUUUAUAAUACGUUGUUCAGUAUUUUAGGUAACACAAAGUAUGCUGUAAAGCACAAUUUUAUAACUCUUAUGUGUUGAAUAAAUGUUGAUUUUUUUGGUUCAUAUUAUGUUAAGAAGAAGCAAGUGACCCAUGCUGUGGAGAAAUAUGCAUUUAAAAACUGUAUUAUUCUGAUUUUUGGAUGUAUUAUAUAAAUCCAAUUAAAAAACCCAAUGCUUGCCUUUUUUCUGAGAGUGAACUGUGCUGCAGAGAUCGGCACAAAGCCAUUUUCUAGGACUGGUUGUAAAAUGGAGCAGGUUUUCACUGUCGAAGAUGUAGCUUCAGCCUUCUGUAAUGUUAUUGUUUUUGACAUUGUACUUAUUUUCUUGUUUGCUACUUAUCAAGAUCUUAUAUGUCCUCACAAGGCCAGUUGAGGCAGAAUGUACUGAUAAAACCCAUUAACAAACUGUUUCUGCAUUCAAUCUUAAAAUGAAUUAACAUUGAACAUCUUUCACGUUUAUGUAAUUUGGCAGAGUACAAAUAAAAACUGUCCCAUAUGCGGGGGCUGCGGUCGGUUGUUUGAUUUCUGACCCUUGGUUAUUUGCUGCACAUUUUCCCGUUUUUCGUCUGAGCCUUUCUUGCUGUUAAGCAACUAAUAAAUAAAAGCUUCUA